Messenger RNA from Callorhinus ursinus (northern fur seal), 988 nucleotides. Lineage: Eukaryota; Metazoa; Chordata; Mammalia; Carnivora; Otariidae. The record is from RefSeq and is a predicted model, not a curated record.
ACGCAAUGCAGGCGGCAGGCCAAAGUCCCUCCGCCCGGACAGGGUCACCAGACCCGAGGCCACAGCUCCACCAGCUGCGGCGGAGGGGAAAGGGAGUGCUGGUCGACCGGCGCCCCGGUCCCCUCACCGACCGAGGCACGAGACUCGGGACCCGCCGGCCGCGCCACGGGCCGGAACGCUGGUCGACCCGGGCUCCCCGAGCGCGGCCAAAGUGUCGCCCGCCGCGCCGCGCCGCGCCGCGGAGAAGGGAGCGCUGGUCGACCCGGGCGCCCGGGGAGCCCCGAGGCUCCCCGAGGCUCCCCGAGGCCCCGAGGCUCCCCGAGGCUCCCCGAGGCCCCGAGGCCCCGAGGCCCCGAGGCCCCGAGGCCCCCAGGCCCCGCGACGGGAGUGUUGGUCGACCCGCGCUCCCCGAGCGCGGCCAAAGUGUCGCCGCGCCCCGGAGAAGGGAGCGCUGGUCGACCCGGGCGCCCGGGGAGCCCCGAGGCCGCGCGGCCCGACCGGAGUGCUGGUCGACCCGCCCCCGUGGGAGGGGAAGAGGAGCCGCAAGGGCGUGUGCCCAGCGCGAGCACGCGCCGGCCGCCCUCCGGCCUUCGCGUCCCCCCCUGGGAAAGGGGUCCGCGCGGCCGCCCCCCGAACGACACCCGUGCGCGCCAGGGGGCCCGCACCCCACCGGCUCCCCCUCCUUCCCCGUCCCAGCCCGGGGCCCGGGGGCCCCAGCGAGGCGGGAGAGGGGGCCGGCGUGCCGGCCAACCCCAACGCGCACAGACGCGCCGGCGGUGCGCCUGCCUCCUCCCCGCGGCCGUUCCCGGCGGACCCGGGCCCUCCCCCCACACACCUCGAAGACGGGACGGGCGACCUCUCCCUCGCCGGCCGGGCCGGGGAGAGGCGCGCGAGGCCCGCCGCCAGCCGCUCCCCCCGUGGCGGGGAGCGGCCGGGGGAGGGGGCGACCCGGGAAAGCGGGGCCCGCGAGAGGUUUGGAGAGCGACGG